AUUUGUUGAUAUUCGAUGUUAGUAUCUCAGGUGCACGCGGAAUCGCCGAACUAUGUAUCGGCUUCGCACGAGCUGGAGUCGUUUCAAAGGCAAGUUGCCGACAGAUUUCAAGAUUUAGCUUCUGUGCCUUCCGAUGAAUUGCUUUCACUUCAUUCGGUUCGAAAGUUGCUCGACGCUUUCCUUUGUUGUCAAGAGGAAUUUCGGGCCAUCCUUUUUAAAAACAAAGCUCAACUGACCAAACCUCCCCUGGACCGUCUGAUUGCAGAUUUUUACGAGCGUAGUGUUAAGGCCCUUGAUGUUUGUAAUGCGGUUCGAGAUGGAAUAGAACAUAUCAGGCAAUGGCAGAAGCUUCUAGAAAUUGUGCUUUGCGCUUUGGGUGAUGGUGAUCUUAAUAAUAACGGUGGUGAAAGCUGCUUUCGGAGAAGUCUUGGAGAAGGGCAAUUUCGUCGCGCGAAAAAGGCUUUGAUAGAUUUAGCCAUUAUGAUGUUUGAUGAGAAAGAUUCCGGUCAAGCUUUGGCUUAUCGGAAUCGUUCCUUUGGGAGAAACAAUCACGGUAGCAGUCACUCCAAGGAUCAUCCUCUUCGUUCUUUGGGUCAUUUCAGGUCGUUGUCUUGGAGUGUCUCGAGGUAUUGGUCUGCGGUUAGGCAGCUCCAGGCCAUAGGGAAUAACUUGACUGUGCCACGGGGGAAUGAGGUUGUGGCUACCAAUGGACUUGCAAUCCCCGGUUACACAAUGGGAUGUGUUUUGUUGUUUGUAAUGUGGGCGUUGGUGGCUGCAAUUCCAUGCCAGGAUCGCGGUUUGCAAGUUCAUUUUUAUGUGCCCAGGCAGUUUCCAUGGGCGGCCCCGAUACUUUCGAUGCACGACCAGAUUAUGGAAGAGUCGAGGAAGAGGGAGAGGAAAAGUUCUUGUGGACUGUUGAGGGAGAUUUAUCAAGUUGAGAAGUGCUCGCGGUUGUUGGGUGAACUUGUCGACUCUGUUCAGUUUCCGUUGAGCGAAGAGAAGGAAGCGGAGGUUAGGCAGAGAGUGAAGGAAUUGAGGAACGUUUGCGAAGCAAUGAAGGAAGGUUUAGAACCAUUGGAAAUGCAAGUUAGGGAGGUGUUUCAUAGGAUCGUUCGGAGCCGAACUGAUGGUCUUGACUCUUUUGGAAGGGGACACAAUCCUGAAUAAAACACUGUUGUUGGGUCGGGUUUGGUUUAAAUUGUAAGUGUCAAAUGUGCAACUUCCCAAUAUGUUUUGAUUUUGGCUUCGACGGAACUCCAGGAUCAUGGAGGAGAUGAAGUUGGAGGAGGAAUGGAGGAGUUCGAGGCAUGCGCCACGAAAAUCUGAAAAAGGAAAAAAGGGUAAGGAGGAAAACAAAAGGAUGAUU
This is a messenger RNA of Hibiscus syriacus, 1366 nucleotides long. RefSeq lists its product as uncharacterized. The transcript has a single exon. Gene Ontology annotation, molecular function: nucleic acid binding. NCBI's taxonomy places the organism in Eukaryota, Viridiplantae, Streptophyta, Magnoliopsida, Malvales, Malvaceae. The coding region runs from base 16 to 1167 and encodes 383 amino acids. The record is from RefSeq and is a predicted model, not a curated record.